CUCCAAACCAGCACAUUCAUUGCUCCCAGCUAUUUCAGGAAUUUCGAGAAGGUUAUUGAAAGCUCAAUCUGGAAAUCCCUUUUGGGUAAAUGUUCCUUGUGAUUUUAGCUAGCAACCUUGUUAUUAUUUGAGUUGAAUGUUAUGUUUUUUGUUUCAAGAAUGUUGAUUUUGAUGAAUGAGUUACGAAUUAGGGUGGAAAAAUGGGUUAUUUGAGUGAUCUUUAGGUAUUUAUGAUUGGAUUCAGAGAUGACGACGGAUGGAAAAACUGAUCAUCAUUCAAGGAGGGGGAACCCACCUGGGAUUUCGGUUAUAAGAAGAAUUAGAGGCAAAGAUUGGAGCUUUAACACUUACAGUUAUGUAGUUUUGCUCGUUACAUUCAUAGCAUAUACUUGUUACCAUGCUUCGAGAAAACCAAGUAGUAUAGUUAAAAGUGUGCUCUAUCCUGAGCCCAAUAGGAUCAACACCACUGGCACAGGGUACGAUUCUCCAUGGCCUAUUGGUGAUCUCUUUGUAAAAGAGGAAUUAGUGAGUUAUAAUGAUGUUCUUAAGAGAGGGAAACAUAGUAAGGGUUGGGAACCAUUUAAUGAUGAAGAUGGAACGCUGAAAUUGGGUGCCAUUGAUGUUGCAUUUCUUGCCUGUUAUGCAAUUGCAAUGUAUUUUGCUGGGCAUGUAGCUGAUUCAUGGGAUCUUCGCCUGUUUUUGUCAACUGGGAUGAUUGGGAGUGGCAUUUUUGUGGGCCUUUUUGGAGUUGGGUAUUUUUGCAACAUUCAUGUGUUUUGGUUUUACUUGGUUAUGCAAAUGCUUGCUGGGUUGUUUCAGUCCACCGGCUGGCCGUCCGUUGUUGCUGUUGUUGGGAAUUGGUUUGGCAAAAAGAGAAGGGGAUUGAUCAUGGGUAUUUGGAAUGCUCAUACGUCUGUGGGGAACAUUUGUGGAUCCCUUCUUGCUGCUAGCGUUUUAGAGUAUGGCUGGGGCUGGUCUUUCAUUGUGCCAGGUGGUUUUAUAUUUCUCGGUGGGAUAAUGGUGUACUUGUUCUUGCCUGCUUACCCUGAAGAUGUUGGUUUUUCUAGCCCAAAUAGCUCGGCUGUUAAACCUGUAGGUGUGCCUGAAGAUCAGGCUGUCGAGGUUGUAACUGGACCUAAUGAUGUAGAAGCUCAAAGGGGAGAUGAGAUUAUAGUGGUGAAUGAACAGAGUAAUGUAAAACCCCAGAUUGCUUCAGCUAAUAGGAAAAGUAUUGGGAUUGUUGGUGCUUGGAGAAUACCAGGAGUUCAACAAUUUGCCUUUUGCCUCUUCUUAGCGAAGUUAGUAGCGUACACAUUUCUAUAUUGGUUGCCAUUUUAUCUUAGUCAGACAGCUAUUGGAGGAGAAUAUAUGUCUGUAAAAUCUGCUGGAAACCUUUCCACUUUAUUUGAUGUCGGAGGGAUUGUUGGUGGAAUUUUGGCUGGUUAUAUAUCUGACAAACUUAAGGCUCGGGCUACUACAGCAACAAGCUUCAUGUUUGUAGCAAUUCCAUCACUGAUCUUAUAUCGUAUAUAUGGAAGCAUAUCCAAGAACAUCAACAUCUUUCUUAUGAUUAUUGCGGGCUUAUGCGUGAAUGGGCCCUAUGCACUCAUUACAACUGCAGUAUCAGCAGAUCUUGGCACUCACAGUUCUCUGAGAGGAGAUUCCCGAGCACUAGCAACAGUUACCGCUCUUAUUGAUGGUACUGGGUCUUUAGGAGCUGCUUUGGGCCCCCUUUUGACUGGGUUCCUUUCCAAGUUUGGAUGGGACAAAGUUUUUGGGAUGCUGAUUAUUUGUGCUGCUGGUGCGGGCCUUUGUUUAUCUCGUUUGGUGGUAAAUGAACUCCAUGAAAAAUUUUCUCACAGAACUGUCUCUGCAAGAGACAAUGUUGAAGCUCUGGCGUCUCAACCCCUACUUAGCGGCCAGAGGUGAUGGUUGAUGCCAUUGUUGACUUCAGAAAGACAGUGUUCUUGCUGGACAACGCUGCGAUAGUGCAAUAUGCAGCCUAUAGUUUGUAGAGGAACAAUAUGAUCGACUUCCAUAUCCUUUUGCUGGUAAGAUGCAUCCAAUGUUCACAACAUGGGGAGCUGAUCCAGCGCGGCUAUAUAGUUCCCACUUCCCAGUUUUGAACUUUCUUGAUGCUACCAUACACAUGUAAAAGCAAAUGGACCUUCUAACAGUGGGAUACAAGGUAUUUUAGCUAACGAUUGACGACAAAAUAGAUACAAAUGUAUACUUCAGCUAACAAUAAUAUUCGUCUUGAGUUUCCACUAGUUUGAAUUGAAAAUAGCUCAUCUUUCACAGCAUUAGAGGUUCAGCCUAUCUCUUAGCUAUUUCCUACUGCUUC
Molecule: messenger RNA, 2344 nt
Organism: Coffea eugenioides
Lineage: Eukaryota; Viridiplantae; Streptophyta; Magnoliopsida; Gentianales; Rubiaceae
Product: putative glycerol-3-phosphate transporter 4
Exons: 3
Coding region: 247-1929 (560 amino acids)
Biological process (GO): phosphate ion homeostasis; transmembrane transport
Cellular component (GO): membrane
Molecular function (GO): transmembrane transporter activity
Source: RefSeq, a predicted model, not a curated record